AUGACUCCGCCCGUCGCUGAACCAUGGACUACCGUGCGCUAUUCUACAAAACCAACGAAAAGUCACCUCACCAUCGUCAUAAAGCUGACCGACGGGGUUUCCCUAUCGGAACUCCAGUCUACCCACCUCACCGAUGCCGUAACCGCCGCCGCCCACCUUACGCCAUCGGAAGCGAAAGAGACGUAUUUCAAAAUCCGUGACGUGCAAAACGUCCUCAUCGCCGACACCUACCGACCCUCGGCCCAGGAAAAGCUCCUGCAGACCACGAAACUCACCAUUGCAAAUCGCGACUACGCCGUUACCAGCUACCCCUCGGCCCCCACCAACUCCUGCAUGGGCGUCAUCCACGGCGUCGCGUCUCUCACCGCCCCCGACGAGCUCAUCGCCAACAUCGAAUCCAAUGUCCCAGUACUCACCGCUCGCAUGAUGGGCAAGACCGAAACGGUACUCAUCACCUUCGAAGGCACAUACGUGCCCUAUACUAUAUACUACCGCCGCCUCCAAUUCCGGUGCCACCCACACAAGCCAAAAUCUCAACAAUGCCAAAACUGCCUCCAACUCGGCCACCGCGCGGAAGUCUGCCCCAAGAAAGGCAAGCUUACAGUAUGCGACAUCUGUUACCAGGAAAACAUGACCUCGGACACCCUUCACAACUGCGUUCCUUACUGCGUCAAUUGUAAAGAAGAGCACGCCUCCAAGGACCCGAACUGCCCCGCCAAAAAGCAAGCCGAUGCGCAAGCCACUCUCGCUGCCUACAAACGGCGAGUACAGCAGCGUCCCAAGGCAACAACCAUCCCCAACACAUUGCGCACCCCUCCUCCACCACCAAGACCGAAGGGUGGGAAAGCCUUGACCACUCCCAACCCGCCCCACCAACCAGCACCUCCUUCCGACAAGGUGCCCACUACCAACUCCAGACAGGAGAAUUAUCGCCUACCGCCCAUCCCACGAGGCUCAACUCAGCAACAUCGCAGGACCCGGAGUCUCAGCCGCAACAACAAGGUCUCCAUCGAACUCAAGCAAAUCAUGCUCGUUCUGAAAAACAUUCAGGAGCGCCUGGCCGCUCUCGAGCAGGAUGUAGCAGAACUGAAAGCACAGGGCCCUCAGCACCCAAAACGAAAAGCAGACAACCCCUACAACCCUGAAAAUCGCAAACCUGACGUCAUCCUUCUUCAGGACACACAGGGCACUCACAACCUUCCACAAUACACACCCUACACCCAACCCAGCAUCACUCAAACCGACCGCAGGCAAAACACAUAUACCCCCACACUCGUCACGACAUACAUCUCUAAGGAACACCCGUCAAUACAACUCAACACAACAGACAUCAACACCGCUCACCAAGAGCACGUCAUCAUCACCCUUCAACCCCGCAACUGCCCCAAUCCCAUCACAAUCGUCAACGCGUACUGGCGACCGGGCCGCAAGGUCGCAAAUCCCACUCCCUGGCUCACGAAACUCGUUGCAAACAACUCAGACCACGACAUCCCCUUAGUCGGAGACUUCAACAGCCCCAAUGUGUCCUGGGGUUACCCAAACACUCAACACAAUGGGCGCCUCCUCGCACAAGCAACCGCCCAAGCGUCGAUGACACUGGCCAACGACACUACACAACCCACCCGCACCGGUAACAGUGUAGAGCGCGAUACCAAUCCCGACCUGGCCUUCCAUCACGGCCCAUCCGUUGCUGAAUGGUCCGCAUCUGACGAACAGCUAGGCAGCGAUCAUCGCCUCAUCCACCUCACACUGAUCACCAACGUCAAACAGAAAGUACGUCGCAAUACUGCUCGCAUCACAAACUGGGAUCACUUUCGCUACCAUACCUCCAACAACCCCCCACCGACGGACGCUGAUCCCAGAGCCUGGGCCAACCAUCUCCUCCAGGCACAGAACAAAUGCACCAAAGAAGCCCAAACCACAACCGCUACCCCGUACAUUGACAACCAUCUUCUCAACCUCUGGAAAACUAGGCGCAAAUUGGUGAAAAAAUGGAAGAAAACCAAGCACUCCAAACACCUAAAACACAAAAUUCACAACAUCACCAAAGAAGCCGAAACCUACGCAGAGCAACUCACCACCGAAAACUGGCUCCAACUCUGCGACUCCCUCAACGGCCAACUCGGCACCAAAAAAACGUGGCGCAUCCUACGCACACUCCUCACACCCUCUCAACCUCGCGACCCCCUCACACGCAUUAUGCUCGCCAGCAAAAUUACCUCGCACGACCUCGAGCAGCAACUCCGCGACACCUUCUUUCCACCACCAACCGACACAUCACACACACCAGAACCUCCAACUCCUCCCCUCGACCCAUGCGACAUGGACGCCCCCUUCCCACUCAACGAACUAAAGCGGGCACUUGACUCUUUCAAACGAAACACAUCACCUGGCGAAGAUCAAAUCACAUAUCAACUUCUCCGCAAUCUCGACGACACACAACUCCAACAACUCCUAAACUACUUCAAUAGUGUUUGGCAAACUGGCGACAUACCAGCAGAAUGGAAACACGCCAUCAUCACCAUGAUCCCCAAACCAAACAAAACCUCCGAAGUCAAGAACCUACGACCCAUUUCUCUCACCUCGUGCACCGGCAAACUUCUUGAGAAGCUUGUUCUCACACGCCUCGAAUGGCAUCUCGAGCACGUGAAAGCCCUACCCUUUACACUCAUUGGCUACCGCAAGAAUAUCUCCACACAAGACUGUCUCCUUCGGCUAUACAAUGACCUCCUCCAAGACAAAAGUACCACACAACUCCGCUCACUCCUAAGCCUGGACAUCUACAAAGCCUUUGAUAACGUCUCACAUGACUCCAUACUCAGUACCCUCAGAGAAACGCAGUGCGGCCCUCGAAUGUAUAACUACAUCCGCAACUUUCUAUCGAACCGCACGGCCGCCUUUAAAAUUCCUGGACACAUCUCCACACCUUUUCCGUUACACCAAGGAGUACCACAAGGCUCCAUCCUCUCUCCCACCCUUUUCAAUCUUGCCAUGAGCAAACUUCCCGCACAACUCGACACCAUCCCCCACCUCAAAUUCUCCAUUUACGCCGAUGACGUUACCUUAUGGACCAACACUGGCUCCCCCGGCCAGCAGGAAGAGACACUGCAACACGCUUGCGACACUGUCGCACGCUAUGCCAUUAGUAUAGGUCUGGCCUGUUCUCCAUCCAAAUCGGAACUCCUCGUCAUCUCCAACCGCAAAAACAAUCCCGACAGGCAGCUGAUCACCGUACACCUCGACGGCACUCCCAUACCCCAACGCCCGCACAUCAAGCUCUUAGGCCUCACCAUCCAAAACAACGGUGCAAGCGAUAUCACCGUCUCCACCCUCUCCAAACAAAUAAAUCAAAUCACACACAUCCUCGGCCGCGUUUCCCGGCGCCACAGAGGCCUCAAAGAGAGCGACAUGAGACGAGCCAUCGAAGCUCUCAUCUACUCUCUCGUACUCUACCAUAUCCCCUACACCCCACUCACUGCCCGUCAACUCAAACACCUCCAGACACAGCUCCGCAAACCCACCCGCCUUGCUCUCGGCGUGCCACAGUGCGCUCCCCUAGAGCACUUACAACAGAUGGACCCCUUCAACACACUCGAGGAGCGAGUCGACUUGCACCGACUGGGUCAACAGCAACGCCUAACCACGUCUCUGCAGGGUCGCUACAUUCUCAAUUCUCUCGGUUACGACACCCAGCACCUCCCUCCCAUCGAAACAACCACACCUCCCUGGGAUACCAUACCCCAAAUCACCGCACUCCCCAUACCCAAACAUAUGAAUCCCGACAGCAACCCGGAACGCCGCAAGCACAGAGCCAAACUCAUAUCCCAAAAACUCGCCACACUUCAGGCACAGCAGCACCUCAUCUACUACACAGACGCCAGCUACGACCGUGGCACCAAACUCGGCCGCACCGCAAUUCACUGUCCCCAGACCAACACAACGCUUAGGCAAACAUACACCGAAGCGCCUUCGGCAGACCUCCUGGAGACUCAGGCGCUAUGCUCCGCCAUUCUCCAUGCCAUCGCCAACCCCCACGAGGGACACACCUCCAUCACUGUCCUGACAGAUUCCCAAAAAGCAGUUCGCACAUUUCAGUACAACCAACUCCCCAACUACAUGUCGCGUGAGCUUCGAGCCGCCCUCAACACCACCCCCACCGUUCGCUUCUACAUCUACUGGAUCCCUGGCCACGCUUUAAUCCCAGGAAAUGAACGAGCACAUUCACUUUCCCGAGUCACUUCCACUCCGGGACCUGCGAUUGACUGGCCUACGUCCUAUGACCCCCAACUCCAGCGCAAUGAAUACCAUCAACAGCGCUCUGACACACUCCGACAACUCCGCGAAUCCAGACUCGCCCUCGUACCACCGCCUCCCACACUCUCUCGACAACAGGCCAGCACUAUACGCCGAGCACAGACCCACACGCUAUCCUCCCCACACUAUACUCAUCUCUUCCAAGGCGCUCAGGGCACAGCUAAGUGUCCCUUCUGCACUGGCUACCCAAACAACACGCACACCUACUGGCAAUGCCUCCACGCAAAACCAUCCAUCCGCUCUACACUUUCCAAGCUCCCUCCCGGGCUUCGGCCCACGACAUGGAAAGAGUGGCUCUCUCCCACAAAUCAUCAAAACGUGCCCGCCAUCUUCGACGCCCUUCUUCACCACAUCACAACCAUCGAAGAGAAGCUGAGGGCAUCGAAAGACGCCACCAAUCCCCCAUGAUCCACCUAUCCUCACCCUUCUGAAUGGCGUCCUCCUGGACACCACUUUGACACCCUGAACUGAGGGUCAAUAAAGAUGUUUUCUCUC
Ixodes scapularis (black-legged tick) is the source of this 4809-nucleotide messenger RNA. RefSeq lists its product as uncharacterized. Gene Ontology annotation, molecular function: RNA-DNA hybrid ribonuclease activity; nucleic acid binding. The transcript is spliced from 3 exons. NCBI's taxonomy places the organism in Eukaryota, Metazoa, Arthropoda, Arachnida, Ixodida, Ixodidae. Bases 1 to 4722 code for a protein of 1573 amino acids. The record is from RefSeq and is a predicted model, not a curated record.